AAAUUAUUUCAUAGUCUAACUGCACGAACCGCUAUUGCAAUUGCGUAAAUGACCUUCCUGUCCUAAAGAAGAAUAUUCGCCGAGGAUGUCGACUCUACUUUCAUCAUCUUUCUUUUCACAUCCAGCCAGUAGCUUUCAAAACUACUUUCUCACGAACGUCGAGAACGAAAAGAAUUUCUACAAAUCAGCCAAGGUUGAAGAUUAUGACCUAGACAUAUUGUCCGAGGAUUUCUACCAACAUCUCGACGAUCUCGACUCACCUUUGUACAUCGACGAGCAACAAGCUUGGUCUUUAGACGAUGAGGACGAGAUUUCAAGUCUUGCUGUGAGCUUACAGAACACGCUACUCCUUCAGAGGCAAAAGAAGAGACCAAAACGACCACCAGAGGGAUAUCUAUGUCACCUUUGCUUCUGCAAGGGCCAUUAUAUCAAAGACUGUCCUCAGGCUAGACCAAAGGGAGAGGGCCUCACUCCAUACCAAGGGAAGAAACGAUGUUUUGGAGAAUUCAAAUGUCCUCUGUGCAAGCGAAAGUGGAUGAGUGGUAACAGCUGGGCGAAUACUGGGCAACAGUGUAUUAAGUGCUACAUAAAUGUGUAUCCGCAUAAGCAAAGACCGCUGGACAAGCCUGACGGUCUCGACGUAUCCGAUCAGACCAAGGAACAUCCUCAAGAUCUCUGUGAAAAAUGCAAGGGCCUCGGUUACUAUUGUCGCCGGGCUCAACAGAGUUAAGAAAAUUAGACCCUCUUAGUGAUGCCUAAGUUCAAGGAACACUGGCAAACUCGGCAAUUUUGGAUUUACUCAGGGGUGGGGGUAGGUAGUAUUUUGAAAACGAGUGAUUUUGAUAGCCUUUUUAGAUUGUCUUCUGUGAAGACCACAUCACCAGCUGCCAUGUAGCCGUGAUUAUCUCUGAUGAACCGGGAGUAUUACAUCAUUUGAUGUGAUCUCUCUGUUCUCAUUGAAAUCAUACGCGCCUUAAAUUUGAAAAUAUUGUCGACAUCUACUCCACUUGAAAGGGAGACCAAAUUGCAGUAAAUGAGAUCCUUUUUUAACUUAUCUAAAUCAUUGUAAAUUAUUUCGCUUGCUUGGUUUGAACUGGGACGAAGUCUUACUCUAUAGUACUGUUUACACAUACUUAUUUUAUGGUCGCGAAGAGUUUUGUACAAUGUCGUCAGAAUACAGUAUUUUAAUAAGGAAAAUAGUUAGAUAAAGAAAAAAAUUCUAUUUAGUAUUCUACUUUAUGACGCGUCAGAUUUACGUUUUUUUUUUGGCUGGCCGAGUGAACGUUUGACAUGUUCCAAUCAAACACAAAAUCGUUUUUUUUUUAAUGCCAGGAAAUUUAAAGGAAAUUGGAAUUUUGGUAUAUACUUUACCAACACAACAAAAUGUUUGUUUUAUUUCUAUAUAAAGAAUAAUAGAUGAAAACUAUUUUGCGAGGUUAUUUUCAGCUACUCAGAAAUUUAUUUUCAAACAAAUGAAAGAUAUGACGAACUGGAGUUGUAUUCAUUUAUUGCAUUUACACCGAGGGAGUAAUAUUUUCUACAUAAAAAAAUUAUCUUUAGAUUCAAGUGGUUUUGUUGAUAUUGCUGUGAUUGUAAGUAAUCGUUAAUUCCGGAUAUCAGGUUUUUUGCAGAAAUGUUAUUGUAUUUCUCUCAAAAGAUACCAUUGGCUUUUAUGCUGAGUAUGUACAUUUAAAAUUAGUUAUAGUUUAAAGGGUUUCGUUUGCCUUUAUGAGUAUGAAAUACAGAGGAAUUUUUCAAUGGUUUUCCAUUAGAGAAGUUUUCAAUGGAGUGUCGAAAAGAAUCCAGGACCUCAUAGGUUCCUCUUUCCCUCUCUAUGAUUGGUUCAGAAAACCCGCACCAUCCUCUCAACCAAUUAGGAGCAAAACUAACAACAGGAUGGCCCGCGUUUUCCCGCGCUUUGGGUAGCAUGACUGUUUUUGCUUUGAAUUCUCAUUGGCUCUUAAAAGUACUUUCCUUUCAUCUGAUUGGCUGUUGCGAUUACUUUGGUUUUGGGUUUACGACACUCAAUCGUAAAGAGCUCUUUUAAAGCAGAGGAAAGCAUGCAUUAUUUUAAAAUUCUCGAGUUACAUUCACAAUCGACGAAUGGGACGGAAAAAUCAACAUUUGCUUCUUACCUCGCGCUUAACUGGCUACUAUUUUAAACAAAGAAGCACAGAGAUUUCGAAAAUGUUACUUAUUAUAUCUUUACAAUAUACUUCUAGGUCAUUUGAAAGCGUUCUGAUAAAGUUUUUAAUUAAUACUAUACACGUUAUAGUGUAGAGUGAUAGUGUGUUGAUAUAAGAGAUCAUCAAGAGAAACUCGGAGAUAUAUUGUCAAUUAUUGCGUACGCUAGGACAACUGAGGAGAAUUUAGUGUUAUUUGCUUCUUUUGUCAACGACGAGGCACAAUUUAGACCAAAAAAAAAACAAGUGAGAAAAUAUUAUGUUAUUAUUUGGUGGAAAAACUGUUUAAUAAACUUGU
Messenger RNA from Pocillopora verrucosa, 2481 nucleotides. Its product is annotated as zinc finger CCHC domain-containing protein 24. The record is from RefSeq and is a predicted model, not a curated record. Lineage: Eukaryota; Metazoa; Cnidaria; Anthozoa; Scleractinia; Pocilloporidae.